UCCCCUAUUUCCUCCCCACGCCAGUCUCGCGCUAUUUUAUAAUAAUUGACAAAGUCAGCAAAUUCUUUCGGAAGUGUUUUAUCAGUGUCGUAAAUAUUUGAUAACGCAGCAAAAUGCUAAAUAAGCGUCAACUAUAAUUUUGGUUGGGUUUCCUAUUGAAGUAACGAAAUUGACAAAAAGGUACAAUCAGUUUACAUUCCUACCCAACAAGUCGGUUAUUUGGGCCAAUAUGAGUUUCGAAAACCCUAUGAUUUACAACGAGAUACUGCAGAGAAAAGGUCUUUUGGAUGAUAUUUACAAAGCGGUAAACAAUUUAGACGGGUCAGCGGUAUUAGAAGCUUAUAGAGUCCUUAGUAUUACUAAGGGAUUCCCUCGUCUGCACUCGCACAUUAAGAAUAAAGACAAGUCUUCCGUAUUUCGCAGCCAUGGGAAUGACUUUUACCAGGAGGAACAAUACCAAAUGGCAUUAGAAAUGUAUAAUAAGGCUUUACUCUUUGCUCCAAAGGGUUCCAUAGAAAUGCUGCAUGCAUAUGGCAACAGAUCAGCACUACUAUUCAAUUUAAAUGCAUAUUCUGCAUGCCUGAAAGACAUUGAGACUUGUCGCAAACUUGGGUGCACCGAGGACUUGGCAAAAAAACUGAAUAAGAGAUAUGAACAAUGUAUGGAAUCAAUGUGGAAAGAAAAUCUUAAAAACAACAUAUUGCUGUGCAAUUGGACUCAAGAAUAUUUCAAGUUUAAUGUGAAGAAAAAUGCUGAUAUACCUUGUUUAUCUGCUGAUGUGGAUAUAAUUACUGAAAAUGAAGAACACAAGGUAGUUGCCACCAAGGAUAUUAAAGUUGGUACGGUAGUAGCUAUAGAAACUGCAUUUAUCACUCAUUCUCUCCCGGAUAAAUGUCUCGUGUCUUGCCACUAUUGCCAAAAGACGGCUUUCAAUUUGAUGCCUUGUGACAACUGCUGUGUUGCACUCUUCUGCAGCUUGCAGUGCAAGGAGCGCUGUCUGAACGAGUACCACAACAUUGAAUGUCAAAUAAUGGAUAUUCUGCUCACAAUUGAUGCAGGACACAAGUUCCGUUUAGCAAUCAAGACUUUCUUGAAACUGAAGACUCUUUGCAAGGACUGGAGCACACUGAUUAAAGAAGCAAAGAAUAUUGGGCCCAGCAGACUAAGUGAGAGCUCAUUGAGCGAAAUAUACAAUGUUGAAAAUUAUUCUUCAAUAUUAUGCUUCAAGGAAGAUAGGCGUUUCGUUUUUGGCACACUGUAUAACAGCGCAUUUAUUUAUGCCUCAGUGUUGCAUCGGUUAGAAAGAGUCCUUGGAUUCUUUCCUCAAUCAAAAUCUGAAGGCGUUGAAGCGAAGAAGUGCUUCGGGAAGCUGUGCCUGACGUUGCAGUUGAACUGCCCGGCUACAGAAGUGGUCACUUCUGCUGAUGAACUCUCCGUUGGUCAGAUUGUGACUGACAUGCCUCCUCACUUCGGCUGGUUCCCGUUUACUGGGAAGCUGAAGCAUUGCUGUGAAGCGAACCUGCUGGGGCUUGGGUUGGACAACCGCUUGGCGCUGAUAGCUAUAAGACCUAUUAAGAAGAUGUCUGAGCUGACAGUUUCCUUUGUGGGUCACUGGUAUGAGAACCUGUAUGAAGACCAGCGCCGGCUGAAACUGUACCAGAACAUCCUGAAUGUGUGCACCUGCCGGGUCUGCGCUCAAGGCUGGGACAGAAACAGCUUCCGGAGACUCGACAUAGAUGCUAAGCUAAAGAAGGCAUACUCCUCCUGGAACACCACUAGAAAGACCGGCGUGAUGCCGCAGCGAGACCCGGCAUUCUUCCGCGAGACGUGUUCAGCGCUGGCUCUGUUCGACGACGUCCCCAACACUAAGGAGCACUACGAACUGUUCCGGGAACUGCGCACGCAGCUCAGCCUAGCCCAGUUCGCGACCUCCAGCAAUAUUGUCAUUAAUCGCUAAGAUUUUAAGUUAAAUAUUUGAAGACGUGAAGACAUUUACAUGUGUCGCCAGCAUAAGAGUUCCAAAAAACUACCAAUAUGGCCGCCGAAUGUCAUAUUGACACUUGUAAUUUUCAUAUAUUAUCAUCAGACUAUCUUACCAAUGCAAUAUUUAUAUUAAAUACACUAAUAGAUAUACAAUUGGAACUCAUUUGUGAUAGAAAAGCCCAUAUUACACUUUUGGUAGCUUUUGGCGGCCAUUUUGGUAGUUUUAUUGUGGUUUCAGUCCAUUUUGAGACGUGCUCGCUGGCUCUGUUCGACGACGUUCCCAACACUAAGGAGCACUACGAACUGUUCCGGGAACUGCGCACGCAGCUCAGCCUAGCCCAGUUCACGGCCACUAGCAAUAUUUUGAUAAACCGUUAAGUUGCAGAGUAUAAAAAUUGUUUAAUCGUCAAUAGCUAUGUCCACACUGCCCGCACGCUUUUACAGAACUAUUUUGAACAGCUGACCGAGGGCCGCCAUCUUGCCGAGCAAAUUUGCUCGAGCGGGGCAAACGUGCGCGCAUGAGCACGGACGUUUGCCGCGCGAGGCGUGCGGCCAGUGUGGACCCGGCUAAUGAGGUCUGUGAAGACAUUUACAUAUAUCGCCAGCAUAAGAGUUACUAUAAUAGAAACCAUAAUUAAAUUCCGAAAAUCUACCAAAUAUGGCCGCCGAAUGUCAUAAUAGAGAUUUUAAUAUAUAUAUAUAUUUUUAUAUACCUAAAUACACAAAUAGAUAUUUACUUAAAACUCAUUUGUAGUAGAAAAGUCAAUAUUACACUUGGUAGAUUUUUGAGGCCAGUUUUCAGUUUUGGUAUUUUUUUUAUUUGAUUUCUAGUAUUUAUGAUUAGUCGCUAAGAGAAACAUUCAUUAUUCUUUUUUUAUGCUAGCGACAGCACUGCUAGGCAAUGACCCCUUGACCAUGACUCCCGGUUGAAUGCCUCCGGCCAGUCACUGAAGAAUGAUUUAGGUUGCUACACCAUCUCCUCUUGGGCCUAUUUUUUUUAAAGAUUGUUAA
Leguminivora glycinivorella is the source of this 2994-nucleotide messenger RNA. Its product is annotated as SET and MYND domain-containing protein 4-like. The coding region runs from base 230 to 1957 and encodes 575 amino acids. The record is from RefSeq and is a predicted model, not a curated record. The transcript is spliced from 4 exons. Gene Ontology annotation, molecular function: protein binding. NCBI's taxonomy places the organism in Eukaryota, Metazoa, Arthropoda, Insecta, Lepidoptera, Tortricidae.